Molecule: messenger RNA, 2535 nt
Organism: Saccharomyces kudriavzevii IFO 1802
Lineage: Eukaryota; Fungi; Ascomycota; Saccharomycetes; Saccharomycetales; Saccharomycetaceae
Gene: STB2
Product: Stb2p
Exons: 1
Coding region: 1-2535 (844 amino acids)
Cellular component (GO): Sin3-type complex
Source: RefSeq, a predicted model, not a curated record
AUGACUAUGGUGGGCACUCUAACUACUGGCAACACAGUCGGCCAGUUUGAUGGAAAAACUAUGCAAGAUUCUAGAAAAAUCUACUCUGCCAGGAGUGCACCGAAUGACAACUUCUUUAGCGAGCAUGACCAAGAUGAUGCAAGUGACGAAAUAGAUAAUGAGGGAGCCAGUUAUAGUGGUAGUGGUUACUAUGGUCACUCAGAUGAAUCAGAAGUUGCUGAGUUAACAAGGAAUGACACUACGGGGCAGCUUCCGCCACUGGACAGUUUUAUUUUCCCAGAUUCUAGAGCUCUGUUCUUAUUGGACUUGGCUAACUAUGCUGAUUUAACUUAUGAAGAGAUAACUAUACAUGGGUUUGAAAUAUAUAUAGUGGAACAAUGGGUUGCGUGCAGAAAUUUGUCAACAUUAAUUACAUCAUACACAGGGAACUCUCAAGAUACAAUAUCAGGAGUCAGGGUUGUUUUGCCAAAGGAAACGGGUAUAUGGCCUGGGAGAUUUAAACAGUACUUCGAGGAGUUGAUGGAGUUUGCCCGGCCGAAAUUUACACCAAAAGGCACUCUUUUCAUCACCAAUUUAUCUGGUGUGUCAUUUGGCCUGACCCUGUUGCAUGUGGAAUGUGGAGAUUUGAGAACGAUUUGGAAGGAUUUUGAGGUUAAUUUUGAUUUGAAAAACCUUCAUUGCGGUGGGAGAUCAGCAAAUCUUUUGUGUCCUCCAACUAUGGCAUCGCUUGACAAGUUUUCACAGCUGUUCAAAAUCCCCACGAACACUUUUAUAGCCCAACAUCCUCAAAUGAUUCAACAGCAGCAACCACGUUUGUCUGCGGAAGAAUACAAAUCGUUUGGUAGCCCCAAAAAUGGGAAUGUCGACAAUAGGUCCCCCGUUGUAGAGAUGGUGACAUUGAUUCAAAUAUCACUGAGUUACUUUAACUUUUUAUAUAAGAACUACCAAACAGACGGUCUUUUAUGCGAAGAUACCAAACGUGCUAUAGAUGAAUGGUGGGAGGCCUAUGGAAAAUUGUAUCUGGGUACCGAAAAACCGAAGAAUGAAUGCACUCUGGGUCCAACAACAGUAGCUGGCCUAAUUAGUUUGAUCCUUUGCUGCUAUUUCAAAUUGAUGAUCGAAAACUGUAUUUCUUCCAAGGACCCAUUUGAUGAAGUUGGGUUUUUUCAAGGUGUUUUCAAUUUCCAAAAGAAGCAUGGCCUGAAUAAACGGAAGUCUAGAGCUUAUUUAGACCCAAGAACAUUAGAGAAACUUUUUGAAGUGACAGCAAAAGUUUCUAGUAAAGACAUUUUCAAAUUAAAAAAAAUGGUAACUUCAACUGUACAAGAUAUUAUAGGGAAGGGCAAUCCCAUUAAUCUGUCGCACAAAAUUCUCACGACAGAACUGGAUGCACUUAUUCAUAAUAUUCAUGGAGGCUCUGUGGGGCUGUUAUGGAAAGGUAAGGGACACGCAAGGAAAAGCUGUAGUGAUAUAUCUAAUGAGGAGUUCUUAAAAUUCAACUAUCAAAAAGGUGAUCCUAAUAGGCAGAUAAGGGAAAGAGACUUACUACUAGAAAAAGUCCGUCUAGAAAAAAUCGCAUAUGCACAGAAGCAUGCUUCCAAGAAGAUGAGUUCUUCCAGUUUUAAUACAUCUGAGAGUAUAGAGGAGACCAAUGCCAUGCCCUCGUCAGCAACAGUGUCGUCGAUGUUCCCAAAUUAUGAUAAUACCAAAUAUGCUUACAAUUUUGGGAUCAACAAAUUGUAUCAAGGAGAGUAUUACCGGAGAAAUUCAUUUCCUUAUUGUAAAGAUUGGACGCACGACACUAUUUAUGAAGACCUCUCAAAGUUGAAAGAAAAGUCGUCUCGUUUAUACAGAUGCAAUUCUUUUUCCGCAGUGCAAAACAUUGUGGAGAAAUGGGAUUUACCGUUCGAUCCAUCUGUUGUUCGAAUAGCCAGAGAUUUGCUGCGAAUGAAAUACCAUAUCCAGGCGCAGCAACACAUACAAGAAAUGGAUGAGCAUUAUAUAGGCAAAUUGGAAAAAGAAGGGACAGUUGCUCAAUACUACAAAUUCACCGAAAGAUACAAAAAAUUACAAGAGUUGUAUAAAAAGUAUUCAGACAGUGCAAAAACAUUUGAGGGGAAAUUUGAAGACAUUGACAAUAAGCAACAACUUCUUCUUCAUGAAAUGCAAGAAUUGAAUUCACUAUCAUCAAGACUAAAAUAUGAUAUGAGGAUACUGGAAGUCCGCGUAAGAGAUAUUGAAAGUAGUGUUGCUCAAUUUGACUCCAAAUUGAUUGGAUUGAAAUGUUCUCUUCAAGGGCAGGGCAAAGCUGGUAUAUGCUCUGCAACGGAUCCUAAGAGUGACAAAGAUCAAUACGAUAAAUGUGUAAAUGAUCUAAUGACCAUUAGCAACCCCUCCUAUGAAGCGCUGUGUUUGAAGAUGUUAAGCCGUCGUUAUUUCAAGGAUUUGAAGGAUGAUACUAUGGAAUGGUUCAGGUGGCUAUUUGGCAAUAGUUCUCUGCCCAGUAAUGUGAAUGAUGAUGACAGAGGCAUCUAA